AGCCGAGUCAAUUUGAAAAGUAAAAGCUGUGCAGAUGCAAACGGCCACCAUGCAGGAGGAUCCGACCUCGUGAGAAACCGUGAACCUCCUGCCUCGUCCCUUUUGUUAUGGUCACCUUGCUUCCUCCACCCGUUCUUCGCAUUCUUGUCUUGGGCUGGUGGGUGCCGCUCGCCAGCGUCCCCCUCUCUUCACUUAAUCGUCACGGCGGGAUAGCACGCUCAUCUGUACUGUGAACAAAGCAAGAAAACGCUCGCGAGGAUGUCGUCGACGCUACGGAUACGGCAGAAGAUUCGUGCGCCGCGCAGAGGCAUAGCCACCGACAAUGUAGACUUCGAGGCGACGUGGGCCAGCCUCUCGGAGUCCUUCCGCCAGAUUCACACCAAGAAUGCCUCCAAGCUAUCGUACGAAGAGCUUUAUCGCUUCGCAUAUAAAAUCGUGCUCAAGAAGAAUGGCGAACAGCUGUACAAUCACGUGCGCGACUUCGAGAAGCAGUGGCUGACAGACAACGUCUGCUCCGAAAUCCACAAGAGCCUUUCUCCAGCGCUGCUGACAACGCCGGGCGUGAGCGCCACGCGUACGACGGAAUACCGUGAGCUUGGCGAGAAGUUCAUGUUGAAGCUGAAGUCGGCUUGGUCUGAGCACGUCCUGUGCAUGGGCAUGAUUGCUGACACGCUGAUGUAUCUCGAUCGUGUGUAUUGUGCCGACAAGAAUAGGCAGCCUAUCCUCCAAUGCACUCUGCAGCUCUUCCGUGACUGUGUCUUGUACUCUCCAACUACAGGUUCCAUAGCUGCGUCGUCGCAGCAGGAGAGCGAAAUGUCCAACAUUCUGGCGGUUCUUAUCAACAUCAUGCUGUCCCAGAUACAGAUGGAGAGGGACGGCGACGUCGUGAACAACAGCGUAAUAAAGGCGUGCACACAGAUGCUGUGCAAUCUAUACCAGGACGCCGUAGAGAGCGAUGACAAUCAGUUGUACACUAGGCAUUUCGAACCGGCCUUUCUGAAGCAGACGCAACGCUUCUUUGCGCAAGAAGCAGAGCGACUCCUGGGCUCGCUUGAUUGCGAAUCAUACUGUGCGGAAGUAUGGCGACGUAUAGACUCUGAGGAGGCUCGCUGCCAGACCACUAUAUCAGGACAGACGAAGGACAAGGUCAAGCAGAUCGUGGUGUCUGAGUUGGCCGAGAACAAGAUCCAGACGUUGAUUGAUAUGGAGAGUGGUCUCGUCUUCAUGAUUGAGAACAACAAGAUAGACGGACUAAGCAGGUUGUACCGACUCAACGCCCUUGUUGACACCAAGAAGACGGACCUGAAAAAGGCACUGAGCCAACGGGUGAUACAAGAGGGUAACGAGAUCAACAAGGCCGUUCUUGUACAGCAGGCUCAAGGCCCUGCCCCGGGACAGCCGUCGAUGCAGAAUCAGAUGACAAUGGCGGCCUUGCGCUGGGUAGCAGACAUUCUCGCUCUCAAGGACAAGUACGACAAUAUCUGGAAGCAUGCAUUCGAGGAAGACCAGAUUCUGCAUGCGGCCCUGACACGAAGCUUUGCAGACUUCAUCAACUCAUCGACGUUCCAGCGAGGUUCAGAGUUUUUGUCACUCUUUAUUGACGAGAACAUGAAGAAGGGAAUCAGAGACAAGACCGAAGCGCAGGUCGACGAGGUCCUCGAUAAGGCUAUCGAAGUUCUCAAAUACGUGUCUGACAAGGAUAUGUUUGAGCGCUAUUACAAGAAGCAUCUUUCCAAGAGACUGCUCAUGAAUAAGUCCAUUAGCAUCGAUGUUGAAAAGCAGAUGAUCUCGCGCAUGAAGAUCGAGCUUGGCAACAGCUUCACCAUGAAGCUGGAAGCCAUGUUCAAGGACAUGGCCACAUCUGCAGACCUCACACAGGGCUACAAGGAUUACGUAGCGAAUCUAGGUGAACGCGACCCAUCUCGCGUCGAACUUAAGAUCGACGUGCUUACAAGUGGCACGUGGCCCAUUGAGGGCAUCAACAGAGAUGGCGAUGAGGACGUAGCGAUUCGCGCCAAAGUCGCGUAUCCUUCCGCAGUCCUUCGCGUAAUCCAAGGCUUCGAGAGGUUCUACGCAGACAAGCACUCUGGUCGCAAACUCUCCUGGCAGCCUAAUCUUGGCACGGCGGAUAUGACUGUGCGUUUCCAGAACAAGGCGGGCAGCGCGAAACCUUACCGACAGCACGAGGUCAACGUCCCAACGUCGGGCAUGAUCGUGCUCAUGCUGUUCCAGGACUUGUCCCCGGAUGAGAGCCUCACCUACGAAGAGAUCAAGGCCAUGACAAACAUCUGGGAUCACGAACUUAAGCGCAUCCUUCAGAGCUUGGCCGUGGCGAAGAAGACGCAGAUUCUGAAGAAGGAACCCAUGAGUAGGGAGGUCAACGAAGGAGACCGUUUCUAUUUCAACGAAGGCUUCAAGAGCGAAUACAGACGAGUAAAGGUUGGUAUGGUGGCGGCGGCAAAUCGCGCAGAAACCGAAACGGAGCGGGCAAAGACCGAGAAGCAAAUGGACGACCAAAGGAACUACGUAGUGGAUGCGGCGAUUGUGAGGAUCAUGAAGGCGAAGAAGACUCUCUCGCAUGAAAAUCUCAUCGUCGAGACGAUCAAUCAGCUCACGUCACACUUCAAGCCACAGGUCUCGAUGCUGAAAGAACGCAUCGGCAUGUUGAUUGAGAGGGAAUACCUCGAGCGUAUCGAGGACGCGGUCCCGCCCGCGUAUAAGUACCUCGCUUAGGAGACAAACCUUGACCGGACGGUGCUGGGGACAAAGAGCGGACAUUUCUCUGUUUGUUUCUCGUCCUCCUUCUGCCUGGACAAAGUCAUUUUGCGCUUAGCGAAUUUGCAUGGCAAUCGGUGUUUUUUUUUUUCCUUUGUUCCGGUUGUGCGAACAUAUCACGCGUUUGGCGGAGCAUUCAAGGGGUCAUGAGGAGUUUCUUUUAGAGGACGACACUGAUGCGACCGGUCUGAUUUUCCUGCGGAAUGGAGAAGAGCUUGCUGACUUGCCUUUUGAUGACGAGAGUUAUGACGGGCAUGGUGAUCUUACAAGACGAAGUCCUUUUUUUGGGGACGCCAAAAACGAACUGCGCAAUUGCGCAUGGAUUACAACCUUUCCUCCACCAUCAAAGGAUGAAUGCUAGUGUCUGCUGAAUCUCGAUGGACGCGUGCUUGCUGGCACCAGUUGCGCGUUUCGGUUGACGAUGACAGGACAAUAGCAGAUAGGCUUCAAUAGCUACUUUUCGUGAAUAAUAAAAGCGUCUUUGUGGUUGCACUCAUUUUGCGGGCCUGGAGUAUCGACUCGCGCACUUUUUCUGUUCCGACCUCUUCAGCGCGGUCAGCAUCCAACAACAAAAGAUUGACGGGAGAUUGCACAUUGUUAGGGAUCAUGAAGUUACUUGAAUUCAACAUUGGGCCACUUUAUGAGGAGGGUGAGGCAUGCAACGACGACGACGGAUGAAGGACAACCUAUCUGUACGUCAGAGAACGAAGCAGCGCCUGCUCAGUUUAGAGCUGGCAAUGCAGAGUUUAUAGGAGACGUCUUUACGGAUCCUGUCAUUGACCGGUAACGUGGUACGGGGUCGACCUAGCAGACAGACAGGUCGUCCUCGCUGGCCGAUAGAGCGGACAAAGCCGCCGCUUCCUCUCCUCGACUUACCAUCGGAGCUGCUGCUGACCGCAUACGAGUACUGCGUCAAAACGACAGGAUCCAUCGAGUCCGUGGAGCUGUGCGCAGGGCCGACAACCUUGGUCACGAAUGCUAUGGAGGUGUUCAGACGGCAGCCGUCCAACAAGAUCAUGAUCGCGCGGACCCAGCCGGGCAUGACACGUGUUUCCCGCAAGCCCAGCGCCGACAGCUUACCGCUGUGCUACCUACUGAACAACUUCACGACGCAGGCGAAGGCGGUGGAGGCGGGCAGUCCCUAUCCGUGGUUUCGGUUUCGGACGGCGGAGAGCACCGGCUACCUGGAGCACGUUCGAUGCGUCCGCUGCAUGCUGCCGCUGAGGGACCUGUGUGCGAUGACGGGGAAGCCGCGCAGGGAGAUGCUGCUGCAGCUGCACCUCCGGCGC
Verruconis gallopava is the source of this 4064-nucleotide messenger RNA. RefSeq lists its product as uncharacterized. The coding region runs from base 259 to 2733 and encodes 824 amino acids. Lineage: Eukaryota; Fungi; Ascomycota; Dothideomycetes; Venturiales; Sympoventuriaceae. The record is from RefSeq and is a predicted model, not a curated record. The transcript has 3 exons. Gene Ontology annotation, molecular function: ubiquitin protein ligase binding. Gene Ontology annotation, biological process: protein ubiquitination; ubiquitin-dependent protein catabolic process. Gene Ontology annotation, cellular component: Cul3-RING ubiquitin ligase complex.